Oryza brachyantha (malo sina) is the source of this 1436-nucleotide messenger RNA. RefSeq lists its product as uncharacterized. The transcript has 10 exons. The record is from RefSeq and is a predicted model, not a curated record. Lineage: Eukaryota; Viridiplantae; Streptophyta; Magnoliopsida; Poales; Poaceae. Bases 68 to 1039 code for a protein of 323 amino acids.
CGUCGCCACACGCGUACAUCACCCCGACCUUCCCUUCCCUUCCUUUCCCUUCCCCAACUCCGCUACAAUGGCCGCCACCAAGCCCCCGAGCUGCUCCACCCGCCUCAGAUCUCCGGCCUCCACCGCCGCCGCCUGCUUCCUCCCGGCCGCCGCCCUCUUCCUCCUCGUCCUCCUCCGCCGCCCUCCCAUGGGCUCCUUCCCUCCCGCUGUCCCAGGUGGCUCCGUGUCGUCCCGGCGCGCGGAGCUGUACGGCAGGAUGGCGCGGGACCUCGACGAGCGCGGCGCGGCGUUCUUGGAGGGCGGGGAGACGUCGCAGUCGCUCACGCUGUCGGAGCUCUUCGACACCAGGGAGGACGGCGCCGUCGUGCCCAGGCUCAAGGUCGCCAACCCGCCGGUGCGCGCGAAUGUGCUGUACCUGGAUCCCGAGUUUGCUGCUGUGAUAUCGAAAGCUGUGAAGGAAGUGUUCCUUCCUUAUUUUAAUCAAGCUAUCUGGUUCCAAAAUACAAGCAUCUAUCACUUCAGUAUGUUUCAUACCUCCCAUCACCUCGAGCCCAUUGUAGCAACCGUAGAACAGAUUGAAGCUGAAGUGGGUGCUGUAAAAAGAGUUAGUGAGGCUGUUUGCCCCCUUAGAAUUGUCCUGGAUCGAGUGGUUUUGACAUCAACUGGAGUGCUUCUUGGCCUGUGGCAGGUUGAAUCUGGUACUGAUCCUGCAGACAUCCGUUCAAGAUUGAGAGAGGCUCUACCUCAUGCACCUCAAAAGCAGCUGUAUGACCCUGUUCUGCUUCACACCUCUUUGGCACGUAUUCUGGGACAUCCAAAGCUCCCACAAGAGGGAAGUGCACAGUCUCUUGAUCGUGUCAAGUUCUUCCAUGACCUGGUUGCACAAGUUAAUCGGAAGAUUCGUGGCUUCAAGGCGACAGUAUCAGAGCUAUGGUUUGUGGAAGAGUAUGAUGUCCUUGCACUGGCAUUGAAUGGAAAGAUGAAGGUACGAAGGCUCCAAUUCGGUUGCAAUGAAGGUCUAGGCAAUGGAAAAAUAUAGAGAAUGACCAACAGGAACAAAGCCAUACUUGGAGCCCCAAAACUCCAAAAUAUAAUGAUGUUUGAAUGCCUCACCUAAAUCAUCAUCCACGCCAUCAUUUGAUCUGCCGAGCUAUGACAAAUGCAUUGGGAGACUGGUAAAGCGACGACAGAUUUGCAACAUAUUCUUGUGCAGAAAAUCAUAUGCAGUGAUAUGUAUGUAGUUUUUUUCGCUGUGAAAAGCUGCCGCACUGUUUGUACCAUUGAUGUUCCAUAAUUUUCUGUACCUGCUUAUGCUUCAUUUCUGGCAUACAGAGAGUGUAUUAAUAGUACCAAAAGAAUGAUGAACCUUUCAGAGGAAGAAAGAGGCUACAAUAUGCAGUGCAGUCUCUUUGGCUAUCUUCUGUACAUCUAAAUUA